AUGGAGCAUCAAAACGACCGCUGCACUUAUUCCGUUCGCCCGCACGGGAAGUUGCAAGAAUACUUGCUGGAACUCGAGAGUAAACUCCGGAAUACCGCCGCACUGCUCCGUGAGUUCGGCACAACACCUAAGGGGAGCGAUGCGGAGGGCUCUCCUGCCAAUUGCACCACCUCUGCAGCGCAAUCGGUGGGUGCGUACAUCGAGGAACUACAGGGAGAAGUUGAGGCGUAUGAUGAACUUAUCAACGAGCGACUAAAACAAAUACGCCACCAGGCGGAUGCAGCCUCGCAGGUGCACGUGGCAUAUCAAAAGAUGUUUCCGGACCAUUCUCUCAAACCGAAUACGAUUAGCCCUGCAGAGAGGAAGCCAUCAGCUAGUAGAGGUGUCUGUUACGACGGUGUUCGUCGAUACCUUUCUCACUUUAUAAACUGGGAUCCAUUGGAAUUUGCUCGUGUCCCGGGUGGUGAAGACGAGGCUAAUUGGGAUCCACGAACGUCUCCCGCGCCUAGAAACAGCGCUUCAUUGUAUCCGACCGAGGGAAUUAAGGGGGAUGGCGGUGAUCGGAACUGUGGGCCAUGGUCGCAUGCUCAUUCGACGCCUAACCACCAGUCGCAGUGGUCGGGAGCUCCGUGCGGCCCACGCGGAUCGGGUCAGCAGUGCGGUAGACGAGGGAUAAAAUCUGUAGUGGAUGAUUUGGUGGUUCGGCAGCUUCAGUAUGACGGCGUCCCGCUAACAACGACGAUGGAGAUGGAUCUGGGAUGCUAUAAUGGAUUGGCGGCUGCAUGUGAAAAGAAUCCCACGAGGAGCAGCCAUCCAGUAAGCGUGGCGGUGCCGCAGGAGAUCCGUUGCGGAGUCCUGCGACCGUGUUCACUUCGGGAGGAAAGCGUGGACAUACUGCAAAUGGUAACGGACGCCUACCCGCGUACCGUUCAGUGGAUUGUUAAUAUCGUUAAUCUUUGCAUCUCCUCCGCAGAUAUUCCGAGGACGGUCAUGACGACUGCUGAAGGAUUGGCACUGCUACUAGAGGCAGAUGCUAAUGGAGCCAUACCGCACACGCAGCAAACGAGGGAGAGUGAGAGCCAAUCGAGCAAGGUGUUUUUCCCAGCGGUUUCUGCACCAGAAGCGGAACCGACGCCGGAUCGUGACAUGCGCGAGACUCAGGAAACACCGGAACUCGGCGAUGUUGUGCGGCUUCACAGAAGUGCUGCCUUCUUGUGGUCCUCGCAAUUGAAUGAGGAAGUCGAAGACGGAGAGGAUGAUGAACUCGCGGAAGCCACCAGUAGAGAUGCCGGUACCGAUAUGGCUCCAGACGAGGAGCAAGAUUAUCUCGAGGAACACGAAUAUUAUGUAGGCAUGGAAGAUCUUAUACAUGCAGAUGUGGAAGCCGAUGAGGUGGAGGAAGACGAGGACGACGAUGGAGAUGGAGAUGACGGCCGGAUAUUUGUGAAUGACAGCGCAGGAGAGGAAGAAGACGAGGUGGAUGAGGAUAUGCUUGAGGAAGGGGAAGAUGUCGGCGAAGAGGAGACUGAAGACGACUACAGAUACUUGCAACAGCAGCGAAACGCAGAGGAAGGUGACGUUGGCGGAGGAAUCCGGGGUCGAGGGGAGGGAGGAGAGAAACAAGGAGAGCCAACUGCGUCCACGGAACAGAAUGAAGUCCAACUCGUCGCUUUCGUGAUGCAGCGACUGAAGGUAUUCCUGUCAGACCUCGUGAUUAUUACGGCACUGCAACAGCUGGCGCUGAUGGUUUCGGCGGCUCGGGCUACAAUGUCAGACAUGACGAUUAACGGGGGCGAAGACGGUGACACAACUUCGUUGACACUGCAGCGAGCCGCUGAGUUCGCCUUAGCGUUAUGUCGUCAUCCGUCCGUGGCAUGGCGGCUUGCAGUCGAGAACGGGUUUCAUCAGUCUCACACGCUGGGUGAUGGUGAUCCUCAGGUCAGUGGUGAUGCUGCGCGGCCGUCCGCACUGCUGCUUUCUUUCCGUCACAUUCUCGUGGCACUUGGGUACAUGCCGUUAGCCCUGGGAAAUGAGCACAGACGUGCCUGUGAGGAGUCACAAGUGAAUGGGAACUCACAUGGUGGGAAACAGGCACAGGAACGCCUGCUGUGGUGUGUGGCGCCCUUUCUGCGCUUGUGGGGUGACAACCAGCGAUCGUACUCUGGUGUUGGCGUUCCAACAGAUCCCAUGUAUGGUUUCGUCGAGGAUAGUCGUGGUACUGGUGGGGCCGCGGUAGCCGUUCCGAUAUGCACGACGCCGUUAGUGUGGCAAGAAAGCGUUCUCAUGAGCCUCCUUGAUCAGGUAGGGAAAUUGAAACAGCUUGAGGAGCUUCUUCAACAGGAAGGACAUAAUGUGAAGCAAGCGGCAUCUUCCUUCAAUACAACUCCCCAACCAGAGAGCCUGCUUUAUCGCUUCAUAUAUCCACUUAGUGCACCUGUGCUGCGUAAUCUUGACGAUUGCUGCGAAAGGGGUCUCAUCACGACAUUCGGAGGUAGUCCUUCGCAACGCACGAGUAUGAGCGAGUCACCGCAAGGUACCCCUUUUCGCCUGCCGCCCCCACAGCAGCAACCAACGUCACCGGCCGCAGCUAUCAGUACCCAGCGGCGCUCAAUAAUCAGCGGGUUUCGCGGCAUGUUGCAAGGCUGGACGGGCUCUCGAAACAACAAUCGUCGCAACACCGAUACCGAUCCUGCUGUAACCAGUGGGGACGACGCCCAAUCCCAGGAUCCCACUGCCUCUCCGAAGCCUUCAGCACCCCAGCAUACCGUGAUCUUGGAGCUUCCCCACGCCAGCACGAUUUUGUUGCAGCAAGACGAGCUACAACGACGCGCUACAUCCGCGUUACUUUAUCCCAAGGAAAAUCUGAGCUUCCAUUCGGCGAACCCCGUUAGGUUGCUAAACUCAUUUGUUGUGUGGCAACCGAUGUUCCAGAAAACCAUGUGCUACUGCCCGAUAACACGCAGACGUUGUAUUGACGCGUGUGUGCACGGUAUCACUCCCGAGCAAUAUAAGGAAGCGCCGACGUCCCUCACAACUGGGGCUGAGUCGGGGUUCAAUCCCGCGCAGUUGUUAAACUGUGGUCACGUGAUUUCAUAUCGCGCGAUGAUGGCACUGGCAGAACGGCCGCAGCGACUGGUCAGAGGGUCAUCAAACGGCGUGCGAUGUCCGUAUUGCACAAUGGUGACUCCGUUGGAGCAGUCGCUGAUGCUAUCGUGUAUUUACUAG
Messenger RNA from Trypanosoma brucei brucei TREU927, 3225 nucleotides. RefSeq lists its product as hypothetical. Gene Ontology annotation, cellular component: GID complex; cytoplasm; nucleus. Gene Ontology annotation, molecular function: ubiquitin-protein transferase activity. NCBI's taxonomy places the organism in Eukaryota, Euglenozoa, Kinetoplastea, Trypanosomatida, Trypanosomatidae. The record is from RefSeq and is a predicted model, not a curated record. The transcript has a single exon. Gene Ontology annotation, biological process: proteasome-mediated ubiquitin-dependent protein catabolic process. The coding region runs from base 1 to 3225 and encodes 1074 amino acids.